GAGAGACCAACCCUAGGGACCGGCCCGCGGGUAAAAAGUUUGUUUGUGCGCGCGAGCCGGCUAUCACAGAGCAGCUAGAGUGCCGGCCGAGCUCCCGGGGCAGGGGGCGCUCAGAGAGGUCCGGGCAGCCGGGACCCCGAGAUGAGGGCGGCCGCCGCGGGGACCGCCGCCAGCUUGCUCUGCUUCCUGGGCCUGAGCCAGUGGGGCUGGCCCGCCGAUGCGGCCGCUUGCCAUGGGUGUUCAUCUGGACCCAAGUGUGACUGUAGUGGAGUAAAAGGAGAGAAGGGAGAGAGAGGACUUCCAGGUCUGGACGGCCAUCCAGGUUUACCUGGAUUUCCUGGAGCAGAAGGGCCUCCUGGGCCUCCAGGCCAAAAGGGUGAUGACGGUGCUCCUGGGCCAGCGGGCCCCAAGGGAAUCAGGGGGCCCCCUGGACUUCCUGGAUUCCCAGGUACACCAGGUCUUCCUGGAAUGCCAGGCCAUGAUGGGGCCCCAGGACCUCAGGGCAUCCCAGGGUGCAAUGGGACAAAGGGAGAACGUGGAUUCCCAGGCGUUUCCGGUGCACCCGGUUUACUAGGUCGCCCAGGUCCUCCUGGGGCGCCAGGGAGGAAGGGGCAACCAGGGAGUAUAAUUCUGUCCGUGCUGCCGGGCCCAAAGGGGGACCCAGGUGAUCCAGGGCUCCCAGGAAGACAAGGUCCAGCUGGUGCAACAGGAAACCCAGGGCCCCUUGGUUCCCCUGGCAUGCCAGGUUGGAUGGGGCCGCCUGGGCCACCAGGCAUUCAAGGACCAAAGGGGAAUAUGGGCUUGAAUUUCCAGGGACCCAAAGGUGAAAAGGGUGAGCAAGGGCUGCAGGGCCCACCUGGACCCCCGGGACAGCUUGGAGAACUGAAAGGAUCAAAUGAUACAGAGCUACUGAAAGGAGAUCAGGGUGUUCCUGGUGACCAAGGCUCACCUGGACCUCCUGGGCUCCAUGGGCCUCCUGGUCGUCCUGGUGGUGAGAAGGGUGAGAAGGGCCGACAAGGAGAGCCAGGCCAGAAGGGUAAGGCAGGCAGAGAUGGAGACGGUGGCCUCCCGGGCAUUCGAGGCAUGCCUGGUGAUCCUGGGAGUCCUGGUAAACCUGGAAGGGCUGGAGAAAAGGGUCAGAAAGGUGAUGUUGGCCCCACUGGCCCUCCUGGACUUGUAAUUCCUUGGCGUGGGACUGGUGAGAAAGGGGAUUUGGGUUCCCCCGGUUUGCCUGGAGAGAAAGGAGAGCAAGGAUUCCCUGGGGUACCAGGUCCACCUGGUCUUCCUGGGUCUCCAGGGACCACUGUCACAGGCCCUCCUGGACCCCCUGGCUUUCCUGGGGAAAGGGGCCAGAAGGGAGCUCAAGGUCUGCCUGGGACUGCCAUGCCUGGACAGCCUGGACUUGAUGGACUGCCUGGGGCUCCUGGACCCCCAGGGACUCCUGGCAAACCAGGACCUCACAUCCCUUCUAAUGGUGAGAUAUGUGAAAAGGGACCCCAGGGCCCACCAGGAUCUCCAGGAGACAGAGGAAUCCCAGGAGAGCAAGGAAUGAAAGGUGACAAGGGAGAUACCUGCCUCAACUGUAUUGAAAUGGGCCUUGCUGGACCUCCAGGGCAGCCUGGGCUACCAGGACCUCCAGGCCUUACAGGAGCUCGUGGCUUCCCUGGGCCGAACGGAGUGAAAGGGUAUGUUGGUGCUACUGGUCCUGUAGGCUCCCCAGGCCUUCCAGGAGCUCCAGGUACCCCGGGAUUGCCAGGUCCAAAAGGAAAUCCAGGGCACACCCUCACUUUCCCAGAAAUGAAGGGUGACAAAGGAGACACCGGAUUCCCUGGGGCUCCAGGGAUUCCUGGACUGUCUGGCACUCCAGGACAAGAUGGAUUGCCUGGUCCUCCUGGCAUCAAGGGAAAAGCUGGUGGCUUUGCUUUGAAAGGUGAAAGGGGUCUCCCUGGGAAGCCAGGUUUGCCAGGACUCCCUGGGAACAGAGGACCCGUGGGUCCUCCUGGUAUGGGCCCACCAGGCCCUGUGGGUGAAAAAGGUUUCCUAGGCAUGGCAGGAAAUCCAGGGCCCCCAGGAGUCUCAGGUACCAAAGGUGAUCCAGGUCCGACUCUAUCCCAACCAGGGCCACCCGGCUUGCCUGGCCUACCCGGCAGAGAUGGUGAUGUGGGUCUUCCAGGUGAUCCAGGGCUUCCGGGCAUGCCAGGCUUGCCAGGAAUCCCUGGUAGUAAAGGGGAACCAGGUAGCACUGGCAUUGGUCUUCCCGGACUACCAGGCCCCAAAGGUUACCAAGGAAUGCCGGGGCCUCGGGGACACCCUGGAACACCUGGAAGACAUGGCCUACAAGGCCCUUCUGGGCAUCCUGGCUUUCCAGGACCAAAGGGAGAGCCAGGGGUUGGCCUGCCUGGGCCACCUGGGCUUCAGGGACUCCCAGGUCUCAAAGGAACACCUGGUCCAAGAGGCAGCACUGGUUUCCCAGGACCCUCAGGCACUCCAGGGCUCCCUGGCUUGGAUGGGCUGGCUGGACCAAAAGGUGAUCCUGGACCAGUUGGAAGGCCUGGAUUUAUGGGUCCUAGGGGGCCACCAGGGAUCGGCCGUCAGGGGCGUCCGGGUCCACCAGGGAUUCCUGGCCCUCUAGGCCAACCAGGCUUGCCAGGAGACCCAGGCAGAAAGGGUGACCCAGGACCCCCUGGCUUUGAUGUCCCAGGGCCUCCUGGGGAGAGAGGCCAUCAAGGCAACCCUGGAACACCUGGUGUCGUGGGGCCUCCGGGUUUCCCAGGGUCCCCAGGACGAGAUGGUGCCCCUGGGCUUUCAGGAACCAAAGGUGAAAUGGGGAAGCUGGGGCCUCCAGGACCACCAGGACCUUUAGGAAUUCCCGGCAGGAAUGGUGUUCCUGGCUUUAAAGGUGAUGGUGGUCUGCCGGGUCAGGCGGGAUUUCCAGGUCCCGUGGGACAAAAAGGUGGAAGGGGCGAGCCUGGGAUGCCGGGUCCCCCUGGACAAGUGGAUCCAAACUGUCCGACAAUAAAGGGGGAGAAAGGAGAACCGGGCUUACCAGGCAUUCCUGGUGUGUUGGGUCCAAGAGGUCCCCAAGGUAUUCCUGGAGACCCAGGACAACCUGGGCUGACUGGACAGCCAGGUUCCCCUGGACCAUUGGGACCCAAGGGAAACCGAGGCCUUCCGGGCUUACCAGGUCCAGUAGGACCUCCUGGAUUAAAGGGACGAACAGGAGAUAUGGGAUUUCCAGGUCUCCAAGGCGUGGAAGGGGCUCCAGGAAUGCCUGGAGUUGACGGCCAGCCUGGCUCGCCAGGAUUUCUUGGACAAAAUGGAGAGAAAGGAGCCCCGGGCAUUGCAGGAAUCGGUCCCCCGGGUCCCCCAGGUCCUAAGGUACAGUCUUGCAAGUGGGAACGGGUGGGAUUUUUCUCCUACCUUCUGAUCAUUAUUGCUUCUUGUUUAAACCACCUAAAUAGUACAAUUGCAUUUCUAGGCUGGGCUGUAAAGAUCCUUUCCUUCUCGGUAGUUGGCAGUCUGAACGGGAAGAGGAAAGAAAAUGCUUAUUUGAUUCUCCAUCUCAUUUCCACAGGUACUACAGGCCUUCCUGGACCCAAAGGUCUGGACGGCCCACCUGGAAGCCCUGGUAUCCCAGGACAACCCGGUCCUGUAGGCAUUCAGGGCCAUCCUGGUCUCCCAGGAUCUCCAGGAGAGAAAGGAAAGCCUGGUCAAGAUGGGAUUCCUGGGCCAUCUGGGCAGAAAGGUGAACCAGGUCAACCAGGAUUUGGAUUCCCAGGACCCCCCGGGAUGCCAGGAUUUCCUGGGGAGAAGGGUGAUGAAGGCUCGCCAGGCCCUGCAGGAAACCCUGGCCCUCAAGGCCAAAAGGGUGUACAGGGCUUUCCUGGCUUCCCUGGCAUACAAGGGCCCCACGGUCUUCCCGGCUCUCCAGGUCGAAAUCAAGAAGGUCCUAAAGGGAACCCUGGGCCCCAAGGUCUUCCUGGGAGACCAGGGCCUAGAGGUCCCUGGGGUGUUCCAGGAAAUGGACGAGUUCAAGGAAGGAGGGGAGACCCAGGCCCACCUGGGAAGCCUGGUUUGCCUGGUUUCAAAGGAGAUCAGGGCCCACCUGGGCCCCAGGGCGAUCCUGGCCAACCAGGGCUCAUUGGAAUGAAGGGCAAUCCUGGCAUCCAAGGCAUCCCAGGAUUCCAAGGUAUGAAGGGACCUGAUGGUGCACCUGGUUCACCUGGCCCUGCAGGGGAUCCUGGCUCGAGAGGGCCUCCAGGUCCCCCUGGUUUUCCUGGUCCCUCUGGACAGGAUAUUAUCGUCAAAGGUGAUAUUGGGCCUCCAGGAGCACCGGGUCAGCCAGGAUUGAAAGGGCUCCCAGGGCUCCCAGGACCCCAAGGCUUCCCAGGUCCAACUGGCCCUCCAGGAGACCCUGGACAGAAUGGACACCUCGGUGUUAAUGGCCCAGUAGGCCACAAAGGAGACCCAGGCCCAUCAGGCCAACCAGGUAGCCGGGGAGUGGAUGGUUCCCCAGGACCAGAUGGCUUGCCAGGCCUACCAGGUCCCCCAGGAAUCUUGUCUCUCGCCCAUGGAUUUCUCAUCACUCGUCACAGCCAGACCACAGAGAUACCACAAUGCCCUGGAGGAACUGUCCAGAUCUACAGAGGGUUUUCUCUCCUUUAUGUGCAAGGAAAUGAGAGGGCCCAUGGCCAAGACUUGGGGACAUCUGGCAGCUGCCUCCACCGCUUCAGCACCAUGCCUUUCAUGUUCUGUAACAUCAACAAUGUCUGCAACUUUGCAUCGAGAAAUGACUACUCCUACUGGCUGUCCACUCCCAAGCCUGUGCCAAUGAACAUGGAACCACUGAAGGGACAAGGCAUCUUACCAUUCAUCAGUCGGUGCGCAGUAUGUGAAGCCCCAGCAACGGUGAUUGCAAUUCACAGUCAGACUAUUCAGAUCCCCCAGUGCCCACGGGGCUGGGACUCCCUCUGGAUUGGUUAUUCCUUUAUGAUGCACAUGAGUGCUGGUGCAGAGGCCUCUGGCCAGGCCCUGGCUUCUCCUGGUUCCUGUUUAGAAGAAUUCCGUUCAGCCCCUUUCAUCGAAUGCCAUGGACGGGGAACAUGCAACUACUAUGCCAACUCCUACAGCUUCUGGCUGGCCACCGUGGAGGCAUCAGACAUGUUCAGUAAACCCCAACCAGAGACACUCAAAACAGGAGACUUGGGGACACGCAUUAGCCGAUGUCAAGUUUGUAUGAAGAGGACGUAAAAUCUUGGCAAUGUGGAGGGAGGAAGAUGAAGAUUUGUGCAAAUGGAAAAUUGCCAGGGUGCUCUGUUCCUGCCUCACCAAUGGUGCUACUGUACACAGCCAAAAAGAAGGCUCCAGACUGUUAUCCAUCCAGGUCCAGAUGUACCUCUCCAAAAUGCCAAAACUAGCCUUCUCCCCUGCACAUUUGACAAAAGGAACAAAGAACGGACCUCUCAAACCCGGAGAAAAUACAAAAAUACACAAACUAAACCGGCCCCUUUUUUAAAUCAGUUAAGACAAGAACCACACUGAGUACGUUUAAAGUAACAAGACUGUAGUUUUGAGGGGGAAACACCCCCCCAACGUUUUUCAUGGUGCUACUAACAGUCCUAUAUCCCAAGUUAUUAAUAUUAAAAUGGUAAGCUUAUUUCUCUGCACAAGUAAGGACUAUGUGUAUUGUGUUCAAACUGUCAAGUCAUUUAGAUGUGAAGCCAGCAGACGGUGCCUAAUCCUACGCAGAGGCGAGAGGUUCUAGCGGUGUUUGUGGCAUCAAGUGACUGGAUUGUCAGUUGCACUGUAGUUUUCCCAUUCCCCUACCCCCUUCUGAUAUGACUUCCUUUUAGAAAUAGAUGAUUUGGGUAAUUACUUUCAUCAGUAUUUUAAAUGUUCAUCUAAUGUAUAAUGUGUCUGAAGAUGCCUGCUACCUUGCUGUGUGUUUGCAGAAUGUUCAGGAAAAUGGAAUGAUUUCUUCUCCUGGGUCCAAAGCCCUGUUUCAAUACCCCUAAUGGCAAAGAUUUGUUCCUUCUGGGCUGGAUGGAGUCCCACCCCCCAAAAAAAUUAUUCUUUUUUCCUUUGCUUUCCACCAUAGAGUCUCUCUCUUCUGGUCUCUGUUGAACAGAAGCUGAAAGGGUAGCACUUACCUCACAUGCUGUUACUUACUAUUAUGAUUUUAAACACAAUUCCAAAUAAAGAGCCAUGAUAUA
Molecule: messenger RNA, 6212 nt
Organism: Monodelphis domestica (gray short-tailed opossum)
Lineage: Eukaryota; Metazoa; Chordata; Mammalia; Didelphimorphia; Didelphidae
Source: RefSeq, a predicted model, not a curated record